Molecule: messenger RNA, 1674 nt
Organism: Entamoeba invadens IP1
Lineage: Eukaryota; Evosea; Mastigamoebida; Endamoebidae
Exons: 1
Coding region: 1-1674 (557 amino acids)
Source: RefSeq, a predicted model, not a curated record
AUGAGUCUCACAUCAGACCAACGGAUUUCCUAUGACGAGUUUAUUCAUUACAUCCGCAACAAGGAGGACAUCCACACUCUUUCCGUUUUAUAUCUUUCACCAGAAGUCUCUUCCAUUAUCAACUCAUCGAAACUCUCUUUUUCAAACCCCAACACCGCAAUUAUCAAACUUUCUCCGGCACUCCAGAAGUUAUUUUCACUUCCUCAAGGUGACGUUACUCACCCACUCUUCAAAGAGGUUGACAAUGUAACAGUUUUCCGUGAUGAAGACGACUCGGUACAGUCGGUUUUGGCCGACAGCCCGUCUCCGUCCGUUUUUUCCCAAUUUUUCCCCGCCUUGUAUGCGCUCCCGUUCCCAAAAUGCCCAAUCUCUGUUGUCACCUUGUCGUUGUGGAUUUGCACAAAAAUUGAAAAAAUGCUGACGUCAUUGCACAAAUCUUCAACAAAUAUUCCCCUUCCUCGAACCCUCAGUGAGACUCUUCGUGUUAUGCAAUCACAGAACUAUCUGUCGAGGAACUUACUUUCGUUUUGUACACUCAUCAUCGGGCCUCCAAUUUCUCUCAAUCUCAGAAAUUUGCUCUGGCAUGGGUUUUUAGAGGAAAGUGAUAUUUUUCCGUCCUUUGGCCUUCUUGUUGUUUUAUAUCAGUCGCUUGAAAAAGAGUGCCAAGUCACUCUUGAUUUCAAAAAAUUCUCUCCUCAAAUGGACGAAUUUUUCAACGCAAAUUUUAAAAUCCCUUUUGAUGUAUUGAAAGGAAAUAUUGAGGAAUGCCCAUUACUUGAUACGGUCAGAAAGAGAGAAAUCAUCAAUUCAUUUACUGGCGAGAUUGAAAUUAAUGGAACGAGCGGACAGUUAAGCGGAAUUUUUAGACUUGUUGUCGAGUUGGAAAACUUGCUCCGAGUCGCCUUUAUCGCGGUGAACGAUGUCGAAACGAUGUAUGGACAGGCUAACUACUCAAAGUACUACACAACAAUGGACGUGCUACUACAAGAAUUUGUAGUGAGUAAUUCAGGAGGGCUUAUCGUCAAUAGGCCGUCGACUAUCAACGAAAUAAAGGCGUCGAAGUACAAGAAUUCUGCGAAGUUCAGUGAUAUCGAAACGCAAAAAAUAUUGUCAGAGGAAAAAAUAACCAAAAAGAAAAACGUUCUUAUCGAGGUGCUGAGUGAAAAAAUUGUUGGGAUACUCAAUGAUGUAUUUUUGUACGAAGGAGGAAUCAAACUCAGAGACUGCCUUUCCCAUGGAGAGUAUACAAUUGAGGAACUUCCCAAAAAUGUAGUGGACGUUUUAGGAUUCCUAUAUUUUGUUGUAAUCGAAAAAAUGGAUAACUGGUUUUAUGGGAAGGUCAAAACAUGUGAAAGAUGCGAAGAAGUUGUGAAUAAUGUUUUUGCAAGAGGCGUCAUGUUCCACCCACUUUCAUAUUUUAUUAGAAUGAAAAAUGUGUUUUUGGAAAAAAUCGAAAAAACAAAAACGUAUUUGGAAAAUUUCGGUUUGAAUGACGAGAAGUUUGAAGAUUACAAAUCUUACAAACCAAAAAGACUGCUUUCGCUCAACGUCAAAGUCGAAUGUGACAAUUUGUGUACUGCUCUUGAAAGAAUAGAAAAAAGAAAUGACAUUUUUGGCUCUCCAUUAUUUUUGUCGAAUGUUUGUUUUAACUUAUCUUCACAACACUUACAAUAA